UGGGUUUUUGUAUUCAGCAGUGUGUAGGAAGGGUGGUUAGUAAUGUGGUCCUUAUUUUCCGUCCUUUUAAUUGGAGUAGUUUGUUGUAAUCAUAGUGAAUAUUUAACACAGCAAGAGAUUCUGAAGGGCAGCUUCAGGGUGACUCCUGACCUCAUUCCUAGUGAUUGGGUUCUUGCCUCCAUUACAAGUGUUUUCCACUCCUCCUCCUUGCAUGCUAUUGCUGCUCUGUGUGGGGAGCAGGCAUUACUAGUGAUAGUCAAGUUAGACCUACUUGGAACUGGCUACUUAAUCCAGGCUGUGGAUUUGACUCUUGGGCCUGCAGGGUGCCUGUUCACUUAUGUGGAUGCAGGGACAAACAUUGUGCUGUUUUACUAUCCCCUCCCUGAGUGUGGCACUACUGUAAUGGUAACCAAGCACCAUUUCCUCUACUCCACCCACCUGUACUAUAUGCUAAAGGAACCCAGGCUGGCUAUAGUGAGGACUAGUUCAGACAUUGCUCUCAUUGAGUGCCAUUACCCCAGGAAUGAUGAUGUCAAUAGUCAAGCUGUGUGGCCCACCUGGCUCCCCUUCAAAUCUCUCUUGAAGAGAAGAGGAUUUCUAUCAUAUUCUUUGCGACAGAUGAAUGAUAAGUGGGAUGCAGAGCGUGUAUCAAAUGUCUACUAUCUGGGAGAGCUCAUCCAUAUUGAGGCCUCUGUCAUGACUAUAGACCAUGAGCCCUUGAGACUUUAUGUUGAUAGCUGUGUGGCGACAGUGACUCCAGACAAGGACUCCACUCCCAGAUACCAACUUAUUGAUUUCAAUGGUUGCCUGAUGGAUAGUCACGCUAGUGAUUCCUGUUCUUCUUUUGUGUCUCCAAGAGUUCAUCAGGACAAACUCCAGAUCAGCCUGUGUGCAUUCAGAUUCUCCAAGGGAAAGAACUUGAUUUUCAUCACCUGUAAUUUAAAAGUCACUGAGAUAGAUGGAGUACCAGAUUCAGUCAACAAAGCUUGUUUCUUCCAAAAACUGGACAACGAGUGGAUGCCUGUUGAGGGAUUGAAUGAAAUUUGUCGAUGCUGUGACCAUGGGAACUGCAGAGGUAGCAGAAGAAAUGUUCUCUUUCAGCAGAGAGCAGCUGUGUCUCUGUCUCAGGAAGACCAACUAAGGAAGGCAGGUGAAAUUCAGAUGGGACCCUUGGUAAUCCUGGCUUCUAGAAUGCAAAGAGAAAACCAGAAUAUAUCAAAUGGGCAAGGAACUCCUGAGCACAAUGGUGUGGACCUGAUGAUUGUAGUGGGAGUCGUGGGGGCUGUGGCUCUGCUGCUGUCAGCCUUGGUGGUAGGGGGAGUUGUAAUCUGUGGAUCUCUGACUAUUAACAAGCUGGUCAAGCCCUCCAUUUAGCCCUGGGCUUGAAUUAACCUGAGCAAACCAAGACGAAGCAAGUUUCUGCAAUGGACGAGCUGUCAUAGAUAUCACUCACGCUGUAUCUGGAAUGUCUGACCUCUGCCACUUGUACAAGUGGCAAUGUCAUUUUAAAUGUAAAAUGUUAAUUAAAUGUUGCUCUUUUUGGAA
Messenger RNA from Chiloscyllium plagiosum (whitespotted bambooshark), 1545 nucleotides. NCBI's taxonomy places the organism in Eukaryota, Metazoa, Chordata, Chondrichthyes, Orectolobiformes, Hemiscylliidae. The record is from RefSeq and is a predicted model, not a curated record.